AUGAAACUCAUUAGCCCUCUAAAUACCCUUUUUUAUUUAAGUUUAUUUUUUUCAUACACAUUUAAAGGGUUAAAAUGCACCAGAAUAUAUAAAAUCGGAACGAAAGCUUUACCAUGUUCUGAGUGUCACGAUAUAUUUGAUUGUACUGGAUGUUUAUUCGAAGAAAAAGAGUCGUCCCAUGUGAUACCUUUAAAAUUAAACAAGAAGAAACCAACUGAUCAUAAAAAAUUACAAAAACAUCAUGAGUCUCUAAAAUUGGGAGACGUAAAAUAUUAUGUAAAUAGAGGAGAAGGAAUAUCCGGAAGUUUAGGAACUUCAUCUGGUAAUACAUUAGAUGAUAUGGAUUUAAUAAAUGAAGAAAUAAAUAAAAAACGAACAAGUACACAAUUAGAUGAGAAAAACUUUUUAGAUUUUACUACGUAUAAUAAAAAUAAUAAAGCACAUGAUAUAUCUGACCAUUUAUCUGAUAUUCAGAAACAUGUGUAUGAACAAGAUGUUGAAAAGGGGAACAAUACUUAUAAAAAUGGUAAAUAUGGAACAUAUGAUAAAUAUAAUACAAAUGGUAAAUAUGGAACAUAUGAUAAAUAUAAUACAUAUGAUAAAUAUAAUACAAAUGAUAAAUAUAAGACAUAUGGUAAAUAUAAUACAUAUGAUAAAUAUAAUACAUAUAAUAAAGACAAUCCAAGUGAGAGUUCGAUUGAAAAGAAUUUUAUUGCUUUAGAAAAUAAAAAUGCUACAGUAGAAAAAACACAAGAAAAUGUUUUUCUAGUACCCUUAAAACAUUUAAGAGAUAGUCAGUUUGUAGGUGAAUUAUUAGUUGGAACUCCCCCUCAAAUUAUAUAUCCAAUAUUUGAUACAGGAAGUACAAAUGUAUGGGUAGUGACAACAGCUUGUGAAGAAGAGUCUUGUAAAAAGGUUAGAAGAUAUGAUCCUAAUAAAUCAAAAACGUUUAGAAGAUCAUUUAUAGAAAAAAAUUUACACAUUGUAUUUGGAUCUGGUUCUAUAUCAGGUUCUGUGGGUACAGAUACAUUUAUGUUAGGAAAGCAUAGAGUAAGAAAUCAGACAUUUGGAUUAGUGGAGAGUGAAUCAAGUGAUAAUAAAAAUAAUGUAGAUAAUAUAUUUGAUUAUAUAUCUUUUGAAGGUAUAGUAGGUUUAGGAUUUCCAGGUAUGUUAUCAGCUGGCAAUAUACCAUUUUUUGAUAAUUUAUUAAAACAAAAUCCAAAUGUAGAUCCUCAAUUUUCUUUUUAUAUAUCUCCAAAUGAUGGGAAUUCAACAUUAAUAAUUGGUGGAAUUAGUAAAUCGUUUUAUGAAGGAGAUAUAUAUAUGUUGCCAGUGUUAAAAGAAUCAUAUUGGGAAGUAAAAUUAGAUGAAUUAUAUAUAGGUAAAGAAAGAAUAUGUUGUGAUGAAGAAAGUUACGUUAUAUUUGACACAGGUACAUCUUAUAAUACAAUGCCUAGUAGUCAAAUGAAAACAUUUUUAAAUUUAAUACAUUCAACUGCAUGUACUGAACAAAACUACAAAGAUAUAUUAAAAUCAUAUCCUAUAAUUAAAUAUGUUUUUGGUGAACUAAUCAUUGAAUUACAUCCAGAAGAAUAUAUGAUUUUAAAUGAUGAUGUAUGUAUGCCUGCCUAUAUGCAAAUCGAUGUACCCUCAGAAAGAAACCAUGCAUACUUAUUAGGAAGUUUAUCUUUUAUGAGAAACUUUUUUACGGUAUUUGUAAGAGGCACAGAAAGUAGACCUUCUAUGGUUGGAAUAGCAAGAGCAAAAAGUAGCAACUAA
Messenger RNA from Plasmodium adleri (nom. inval.), 1779 nucleotides. Its product is annotated as plasmepsin X. The record is from RefSeq and is a predicted model, not a curated record. Gene Ontology annotation, biological process: proteolysis. Gene Ontology annotation, molecular function: aspartic-type endopeptidase activity. The transcript has a single exon. The coding region runs from base 1 to 1779 and encodes 592 amino acids. Lineage: Eukaryota; Apicomplexa; Aconoidasida; Haemosporida; Plasmodiidae.